Cygnus olor (mute swan) is the source of this 1992-nucleotide messenger RNA. RefSeq names its product nuclear transcription factor Y subunit gamma (gene NFYC). Gene Ontology annotation, biological process: regulation of DNA-templated transcription. NCBI's taxonomy places the organism in Eukaryota, Metazoa, Chordata, Aves, Anseriformes, Anatidae. Gene Ontology annotation, molecular function: protein heterodimerization activity; DNA binding; DNA-binding transcription activator activity, RNA polymerase II-specific. The record is from RefSeq and is a predicted model, not a curated record. Gene Ontology annotation, cellular component: CCAAT-binding factor complex; nucleus. Bases 216 to 1223 code for a protein of 335 amino acids. The transcript is spliced from 10 exons.
UCCCAGGUUAAUUAAAGAAAAAUGCAACUCUUCGUAGACUCUGCUUUGGAAAGCGUAGGCUGCGGAAGGUGCUGAGCUAGUUAAUUGUCCAACGUUCGUCUCUGAUCCGCUGACGGGACUUCGUGGAUCGCCUUCGCUUUGGACCUUAGCUUUUGCCAUUGCGUGGUGGUGCACAGCUGUCUGUGUCCCGUGAUCUUGACAGAAAAGUUACCAGCAUGUCCACAGAUGGCGGCUUCGGUACAGCUGGCAACAGCGAUGCCCAGCAAAGCCUCCAGUCCUUCUGGCCACGGGUCAUGGAGGAGAUCCGCAACCUCACAGUGAAAGACUUCAGAGUUCAAGAACUGCCCCUGGCUCGUAUUAAGAAGAUAAUGAAACUAGAUGAAGAUGUGAAGAUGAUCAGCGCUGAAGCUCCCGUGUUGUUCGCCAAGGCAGCUCAGAUAUUCAUAACAGAAUUGACUUUGCGAGCGUGGAUACACACAGAGGACAACAAACGCAGGACUCUGCAGAGGAAUGACAUUGCCAUGGCAAUUACAAAGUUUGACCAAUUUGACUUUCUCAUCGAUAUCGUUCCAAGAGAUGAGCUGAAGCCUCCAAAGCGGCAGGAGGAGGUGCGUCAGGCUGUGACCCCAGCCGAGCCCGUACAGUAUUAUUUCACGCUCGCCCAGCAGCCUGCUGCAGUGCAGGUUCAGGGGCAGCAGCAAGGGCAGCAGACCACGACGUCCACGACCACCAUCCAGCCCGGGCAGAUCAUCAUCGCGCAGCCGCAGCAAGGGCAGACCACCCCUGUGACGAUGCAGGUGGGAGAAGGCCAGCAGGUGCAGAUCGUGCAGGCCCAGCCGCAAGGACAGACCCAGCAGGCGCAGAGCGGGACCGGGCAGACCAUGCAAGUCAUGCAGCAGAUCAUCACCAACACAGGAGAGAUCCAGCAGAUCCCGGUUCAGUUGAAUGCUGGCCAGCUGCAGUAUAUCCGCUUAGCCCAACCUGUGUCAGGCACCCAGGUAGUCCAGGGGCAGAUCCAGACGCUUGCAACCAAUGCACAGCAGAUAACGCAGACAGAGGUCCAGCAAGGACAGCAGCAGUUCAGCCAGUUCACAGAUGGACAGCAGCUUUAUCAGAUCCAGCAAGUGACCAUGCCUGCAGGCCAGGACAUCACCCAGCCCAUGUUCAUUCAGUCCACCAACCAAACCUCAGAUGGCCAGGCCACGCAAGUGACAGGGGACUGAGCGGACGUCGUGUCUCUGUGUGGAAACGAACACGUUACCAGCCCGACGUUCGCCGUACCAACCUGGUCUGAUGAAUCCAUCUGCUUCUCUGUAUCCAUGCUCAAUAUUCAGCCUAUAGUAGGCUGCGGUCUCUGGUGCACUAUACACCUUCCUCUGGUGGGUAUGAGAGAAUAUCCAGCAGACACUGACAAGAAUGCAAUAUUUGUAUUUUUAUUUUUAGAAGUCAAUAUUUCAGUGUAUUCAGCUGCUUGUUCAACCCCCUGGAAACUGAAGAGAACUAAUCGAAAGGAAUUUGUAGCAUCUCAUUGAGCGAUGUGUAAAACGUUUUUAUCUAGUGAAAUUAUUAAAGGGUACUGCAUCUGGUUUGUUGUAAGAGCUUUAUUCCUGGUAUUCUGUUUGUAUUUUUCUCCGAAUAGAGCUAGAUACAGUCCUACCAUCUCAGUGGUCCAUUAGGGGCGUGGGGGGGGAGUGUGUAUGUGUGUUAGAUUUUCCUCUCCUGCCUCCUUUUUUGGUAAGCCGGAGCAUUGAGUAUAUGCAGCUAGGGGGCAGGGAGUAGGGGAAGAGUAAUUAAAGUGAAAACAAAAACAUUCCUUGUAUUAUGACUGUAUUUUCUAAGGGCAAACGAUUCUUUAAUUUGGCCUGGUUUAUUCCAGAAACACUAAUGGAAGCCUGGACAAACCCCAGCCCUGCUGUUAACUGUUGUACUAGCUUCAGUCAAUGCAUGUAAUAUAAGCUUCAUAAAACAAAAUAAAUUUCCUUUGUAAGAUAA